Acanthoscelides obtectus is the source of this 3064-nucleotide messenger RNA. NCBI's taxonomy places the organism in Eukaryota, Metazoa, Arthropoda, Insecta, Coleoptera, Chrysomelidae. The record is from the annotation of a GenBank genome assembly.
GUGAAUCGGAUUCGUGGUACCGGUACUGCUACGGCGCUGGCAGUAGUACCACUUAGUAGCGUUCGACGUCGUUUAUGAGUGUGACAAAGUUGGACAAAAACCAGGAAUUGGAAGAGAAAUUCGAACCGAUUUUUGGAGAGAACUUCCACAUAGUUUGCAUGUGCUUGAUUAUCUUGUGGUCCCUGUUGCACAGAUUACGCCUACGAAACCUCAGAAUAUAAACACCAUUGACCUAACGGUCCCUUCCGUGGACGUGACGAAAAUAUCAAGAAGGCCGCCCAGAGCACCUCGCCAUACUGACCUACAUGAAAACACUCCUCGCCGACGAAGCUUUUGCAUUUCCUUCGAAAGGAUUAUCAGACCAAAACUAAUUGACUCGUUUGAUGAAACACGUGACAGUAAUGCGGUACCAUUUACAACAUGUCUAAGACUGAAAGGUACCACACCAAACCGCUCAUUAAGAAGAUAUACGAGACACCUAAGAAAUGGCUGGGAAUCGAGAAAGAAAACCACGUCGGCAAUAAUAGAGUUAAGAGAGAUGUUAGAAAGGAAUGCCAUACUUAUGAAAACGUACAACUCGGAAAUAAUGAUGAGAAGAAAAAAGAAAUCGUCACAGAUCAUUUUGGAUGGAAGCAAGUGCAAGUUGAAACUAAACAUUCUGAUAAGUUGAAGAUCGUUAUUGAUAAUUUUGAUAAGAUUCUCGAUGAGUACAGUAGUAUAGAAGAACCAAGUGCCACAUCUACACCUGCCAAACCUCCAGUACAAAAAUCGGUAUCUAACCCUCCAACAACUAAAAGAGACACAAAAAUCCCAAAACUGGUGAAAGCAAAAACGUGCAGCAUCAUAGAAUCCAAAUGCAUUCUCAAAAAGUCGAUCUCUAACCCUAUGAAUAAAGUUUCUACGCAACCAGAACCGAAUAAAUUGCAAAACAAAACAAAAAGUUUAUGCAACAUAAACCGAGAUGAUACGGUAGAGCGUGUAACAAGUGAAACUCGAUGCGAAACAAGUGAAAAACGGCCCAGCGACAAUAAGGUGAAAGAGAUCAUCAACCGAAUCAACAGCAUGAGCACUGCUACAGACACACCCUUGAAAGAAAGCGAGACUUUCGCCAUAUCCAAGGCUAAAAGCACCGUGGAUCUUAGUGCGAAUAAGAAAAUGACGGUGGCUGCUUGUAGCAAAAUUCCUGUGAAUACUACGUUGAGGAAGACGUAUCCCAGCAUUCCCUGCGAUCUACAUAGCUUAGAUUUGGACAGGAGCAGUGCUGAUGACAAAACGAUGAAUGGAAAAUUUGCAAAGAGUGUUCAGAAUCUUUCCAAAAUGAGCACAUUCAAUAGUAAACUGACUAAAAGUACUCAAAAUCUGACUCAGCCUAGAAUGUCAUUACCAAGAAGUGAUGAAUCUACUAAGAAUGGUUCAAAUAGUCCGAUGAACAGUAAGCAUGCUAAAAGUACACAGAAUUUAUCAACAAGCAAGUUGUCGGUUGCAAAAGAUGUCGAUAAAAGAAAUGUGGAUACAACUAAACCUCCUAAUAUGAUGAACAGUAAACUGACCAAGAGUGUUCAGAAUUUGACGCAGUCCAAACCAUUGUUAUCUAAGUCUGAUAUCAAUGCGACUAGAACUAUGAAAAAUACUGUCAGUCAGAAUGGGACGCUUGCUAAAAGUGUCCAAAAUUUAACUCAUCACAAGACUCCGUUGUCAAAAGUUGAUAGUGGGAUGACUAAAAGUACUCAGAAUUUGUCAAAUUCUACUGCCAGGCUACCUUCGAGCAAGACUCAAGGUAUGAAGAAUAAUAAAGUGAUGUCGAAAAGCGUUCAAAAUAUCUCUAAAAUGAUGGAUAAACCAAGUUUAAAUAAAUCAGCGAAAUUAACGAAUACGAAGGCUGCGCCUAGAGAUUACGUCAAAGUUGAAACAAAAUUGAAGACACAGCCUCCUAAAGUGAUCGAUGAUGACAAAACCAAGCAAAAACCAAUCUUAAAGGAAGUUAGUGACCAAGGCACGUACAAGGUUGUUAAGAACAAAUGCAGAGAUGUUGUUGAUGGUGAUGUAAUCAAUACUAAGCCACCAUUAGCUAGAAGCGAUAGUGGAAGUAGAAUUGCGAAGGAAAUUGAAACGAAAACAAAGCCAGUUAUCGCAGAAACAAAACAGAAAUGUACAAUAACGAAAAGUGACAGUAUUGACCCUAUCAAAGUAAAAGAAGAUAGGAUACGAAGCGUUAUACAGAAGUUUGAAGAAGCGGAAUCUGUCAAACCGUGCGGAAAGCCGAAAUUGUUGAAAGAUGGUACUUAUAAGAUACCGUUAACAAAUAAAAUAACAUCUGCAACCAAGGCAAUUAUCCCAGAUGCUAAAAAAGAUAUGAUAACAGCCACUAACGGUGGCACGUAUAAGAAAACCAAACCAGAUACCGUCAAAUUAAACUUGCAAACAGCUAAAGACUUUCUCGACAAAAUAAAAGUGGAAACUAAAGAUGACAAGAAAUACUACUUCGAUCCUCAACACUUCCUGGACGAAAAAGUGGAAAAAGUCAUAAGUUAUCUUAAGGAGGAUGGUAAGAUUACAGAAAACGCUGACGUGGCUUUAGAUAAGAAUAAGCAUUUGGAUUAUAACUCUGACAACUCGGAUGAUUCUGGAAAUAUCUCAAACGAAAUUGAACUGGACUGUGACGAUACGCACUCUUCUUCUUCCAUCAAAAGUUCGGAGUCUUUGUCGACCGUUCUGGACGUUUCGGUUGCUGAAAAAGAUAGUGGAGUGCAUCUUUCGAAAAGUGAAGUUCCAUCGGGAGAAAGCGAUCAGAUCUUUUUCCGCACCGGCGCCCUCUCGCGUUUGGAAUCCGAACGCGACGACCGCCUCUGCGCAUGCGUAACCAGGCUCCAGGCGCGAUGCCGCGGACACCUCGCGCGCAGGCGCUUGGCGAGGCGCAGGUUGCAAGAGACGGCGGUGCGAUGCAUACAAAGGAACGUGCGCAGGUUUGUGGACGUCAGGGAUUGGCCAUGGUGGAGGCUGCUGGUCAGGCUUCAGCCGCUGUUGGACGUGCAUCGGACCGAGCAGCAGCUGAGGGCUAGAACGG